Acaromyces ingoldii is the source of this 2904-nucleotide messenger RNA. RefSeq lists its product as hypothetical. Bases 1 to 2904 code for a protein of 967 amino acids. The transcript has 3 exons. The record is from RefSeq and is a predicted model, not a curated record. NCBI's taxonomy places the organism in Eukaryota, Fungi, Basidiomycota, Exobasidiomycetes, Exobasidiales, Cryptobasidiaceae.
AUGCCUCCUCCUACGAGAAUUCGCCUUCCCGUCGUCGACAAUCAACAGAGGUCGAUGGCGCCGAAAGCAGCUCGCCCGAACAAUCAGCCAAAAGACGAUACUUCCCUUCAGAAACACGGAAAGAGCACGAGACAUGAGCUGACGAGCCAAGGCGCCCAGUCCAUUCCCUCAUACUCUCCCGGCCAGUUCGACGACGCUUCGCCAAAUCAACAGAGUCCCUCACCCAAGCCUCCUCAUCGAGCAACUCAAUUCGCGAACAAGCCGCCUGCACAAUUUCACAAGAUGAGCUCAACCAAACGAGAAGAGAGCUUAGUGGGACUCGGUCUCUUUGGAAGGACCUCGAGCCACGUAUCACGUCCUUCAAAAGUCACCCGCCACCACCGCACUUCAUCGUGCUUUCCCUCAUCGAUACAUGAUCAGAUCUCCAAGCACAAGCACAUCAGCACGCGGACCAGCACUGUUUCUUCUGAGCAACCUUCGAGCACGGAGCCUGCUGCGUUUACUGGCACACCCUACUCUGCAGCUGCAAGUGGUGGCGGUGGUGCUCCGACGGCACAAUCUUCCGGAGGAUCGACUCAGUCUGAAGCUCCUGUUCAGCAUCGGCACGAUGCAGCGGCGAUGGCUACCGCUAUUGCAGCAGCUACCGGCUCAUUCAUCGUCCUUGCAGCAAUAGCUGCCAUAUUGAUACUCCUCAGAAAGCGAAGAGCGACAGCAGCGGCGCGCCAGAGGCGCACCCAUGCGGUGGUCAGUCGUUUCAGCAGCGACAGUGGCGGGAAUGCGGAUGCAGGAUACAUCGAGAAGGCCAUUGGGGGUCACGGACAGCAUCGACAGAAGACUGCGCCACCCACUCCAACAGAGCAGGACACCAAGGCCAUUUCGCCGUGGCUGGAAAACGACGGUGGUGUGCACGACCAACCGUUGGCGACUCUUCCCGCCGCUGCAGGGAUGCAAUCAGACAAUUCCACGGCACAGAAAGGCAUCGGAAAAUUGUCUGCCUUGCUCAAACACUCUCGGCAUCAUGACGAGGUGCAAGAGAGGAACAAGAGAUACACAAAGACAUCCUCGUUCCUAGGUGGUGCGCCCGCUGCCAGCGCGGCUCAGUCCAUGGUACAGGAACAUUAUGUCAAAAAGCGAUCUACGAUGAUGGCUAUUCCAAGCAGGAUACAUGUGCCUGUCUCACCCCAGCCUGUCGUAGUUGCCCUCUUGCAAGAGGCGGACCGAAAGCAGCAACAGGAACAACAGCGGCGCAAGAGCGCCUCUUCCACGCCGCAGCUCCCACCGUUGGCCAGCGUCAGCGAUUCGGAUUCGUCACCGUCCACAUCUUCUCCUUGGCGCUUUGGGGUUGUCUUAAAGGGAUUCAAGGGACAGACGGCGAAGGCAGCCCAAGGACCUCCCAGACGCAUCACAGUGCUGUGCUCCUCGGAGAUCAACUCAAUUGUUUUUCCACUCCCGCCCGCUCCCGCUCCGACCCCAACGCAAAGCAGCAGCAGCUUACUCGCCUUCAAAGCACCACAGACGGCUGCUGAUGUCUUCUCGGAAGGCACAGGAGGAGGACCCAAAAAGCAAGCAGGUAACGGCACAACGCCUCCUGCGUUGAAUCUGCCCUUUAGCAGCCUCAUUGUCGCAGCAUCGUCACCAAUUUCUCCAUCACCCUCACCCCUGGGAGCAGCAGCAGGGGCAAGGCCGCAGAGCAAAAGCUUGGAGCUGGCGAGGAACCGGACAAAGUCGGCACGAUCUUCAUCAAUGAAAAGGGGUGCUGCACGAAACCGCACACGAAGUGCGAGCUGCACUGCCGGGGCAGCUGCGAGUGGCGAUCUAUCUGCCUGUCGAGAGGACAGCAAGGAGAGUAUCCUCGCCCGGCUCGAUUCGGGUGGUCCAUCUGCACAGCAGGCUGAUGGCGAUGCGGGACUGGCCUGGAGGUGGCUAGCCGAGGCUCUCUCCGAGAGUGAUGCAGACGACGACGAAGACGAUCAAGAGCUGAGGAACGGCUACAUGGCUGGAUCUGAGAUGGACCACCACGGCCAGAGUUGCGACGAUGAUGACGCGACCGACGACGAUGACGCCGCGACAAUCACUGGUCAUCCUUCGCCCACGACAGCAACAGCACCAGCAGCGGACAAUGGUCUGGCUGGAGAGCUAUCUACAAAGGGCGUAGCGACGGUAUUUACGUCGAUCAAUGGUGCCGAGGAACUCUUUUCGAAGAGCGUCACGCCAACUCGUGCGAGAGUAGCCGGCACCGAAGACAGCACUCUUAGCGCAAUGACGCCACCUGUCAUAACGCUCACAAAGGGCGAUGGCUCGGCUGAGAAGCGUCUGAGCCUGACAACGACGAAUGGAACGAGGUCACGGUCCAAUUCAGAAUCUUCGAGUGGGGAAGAGGAUCAAGAGACUGUCGCGUCCAGCACCUAUUCUCCAGCACACACAUCUUCCAACGGAUCGGGCUCUUCUUCAACGGCCACUCUCAUCGAUGUCGAUGAGCACGAGCAAGCGUCAACGUCUGUGCAGACAAUCAUCAUUCACGAUCGUGAGUAUGAGCAAGGCAGCGAGAAUAGUAACGAGUCGGCAGAUCGAUCCGCGGAAAAUCGUCCCGAUACUCAAGAUGAGCAGGAUGUAAUCGUCUUUUCUCCUUUGUCCACAUCCAAUCUUCACCAAGAGGAACAGACAGGCGAUAGCGCGGUUCUUACAGCCGAGUCAGAGGAAACAGAAGAGGAAGGAGAAGAUGACGGCUACGAGACGGCCCACAAUCGUAUGAUGUCGACCAGCACCGUCUCCUCACUGGGUCUUCCGUGGGCGCAGGUCGCACUGCCAAAGUACCGCUCUGGCGGCUUGGAAGACAUGGACGAUGACACAUUUCAAUAUCGCCCUUCUUCCACUUCCUCUUCCUCGGUCGACGCGAGCAUGUGA